Tachysurus fulvidraco (yellow catfish) is the source of this 2986-nucleotide messenger RNA. It is a transcript of the gene gtpbp2b, whose product is annotated as GTP binding protein 2b. Gene Ontology annotation, biological process: translational elongation. Gene Ontology annotation, molecular function: GTP binding; translation elongation factor activity; GTPase activity. The record is from RefSeq and is a predicted model, not a curated record. The transcript has 12 exons. Lineage: Eukaryota; Metazoa; Chordata; Actinopteri; Siluriformes; Bagridae. The coding region runs from base 172 to 2034 and encodes 620 amino acids.
ACAAUCUGGCAACCCUGAGCGGCUACAGCGCGCGCGUGCGCUGCAUGAACGUGCGCGUCUCGGUCCUCUGUCCAAAAGAGGAACGGCUGUUACACCGAAAAGAAUAAAUGUAAUUUCUUGCACGGUUCAGGAACAACAGAGGGGGAAAUAACCGAGUGCCGGUUUGUGGACAUGCAGCUCGCAGAGCGCUGCGGUGACAUGGAUGCGAAAGCGCACGCGCCUGGGCCCGGUGCCGUUACCGAGAGCGGACACAAGCGCAAGUCCCGCAGCAGGAGGGGCAAGAGGAGGAGGGGGAAGAGACGGAGGGGCAAAAAAGCCAACGAGCCGCCGCCGUUUCUGCCCCCGGAGGCCGAGGAGGGAAAUAUCGAGUACAAGCUGAAGCUGGUGAACCCAACGCAGUACCGAUUUGAGCACUUGGCCACGCAGCUGAAGUGGCGGCUGCAGGAGGGCCGAGGAGAGGCCGUCUACCAGAUCGGUGUUGAGGACAACGGCCUGCUGGUGGGACUAACUGAUAACGACAUGAAGGCCUCCAUAAACACCCUGCGCAGAAUGGCUCAGAAUAUGUGUGUGUGUGUGAUUGCAUGCAGGGUCGGUGCGGAUAUCACACUCUUGAGAGAGCGGGAAGUAGAUUACGAGUCGGACAAACCCCGGAGAAUCGCUGAGGUUCUUGUGAGGAAAGUUCCAGAUAACCAGCAGUUUCUGGACCUGCGUGUAGCGGUGCUGGGGAACGUCGACUCUGGGAAAUCCACUCUACUUGGCGUCCUGACGCAGGGCGAGCUGGAUAACGGACGAGGCCGAGCUCGCCUCAACCUGUUCCGUCACCUGCAUGAAAUCCAGACGGGUCGCACGUCCAGCAUCAGCUUUGAGAUCCUCGGUUUUAACAGCAAAGGGGAGUCAGAGGUUGAUUGCCAGGUGGUGAAUUACAGCGAGUCGCGCACAGCAGAGGAAAUCUGCGAGAACUCGUCUAAGAUGAUCACCUUCAUCGAUCUGGCCGGCCACCACAAGUACCUGAAGACCACCAUCUUCGGCCUGACCAGCUACUGCCCGGAUUUCGCCAUGCUGGUGGUGGGUGCGAACACGGGCAUCGCGGGCACCACGCGGGAGCACCUGGGUCUGGCUCUGGCUCUCAAGGUGCCCGUGUUUGUGGUGGUCAGUAAGGUUGACGUGUGUGUUGGCGGCGCUGUACAGAAGACCGUGCGGCAGUUAGAGAGGUUGCUCAAGCUUCCCGGCUGCAACAAGGUUCCCAUGCUGAUCUCUAACCGUGAUGACGCCGUCACCGCGGCCCAGCGCUUCGCCCAAUCCUCCAGCAUCACACCAAUUUUUACACUGUCAAGCGUUUCUGGGGAGAACCUGGACCUGCUGAAGGUUUUCUUCAACAUCCUGCCCCCCCUCAGCAACAGCAAAGAGCAGGAAGAACUCAUGCAGCAGCUCACCGAGUUCCAGGUUGAUGAGAUCUACAGUGUGCCUGAUGUAGGAACUGUUGUUGGAGGAACUCUCUACAGUGGUGUGUGUCGUGAGGGAGACCGCUUGGUCGUAGGGCCUACAGAUGAUGGGAAGUUUUUGCGGUUGAAGGUGUGCAGCAUGCAGAGGAACCGCUCGACCUGCAGGGUUCUUCGAGCCGGACAGGCGGCUACGUUGGCGCUCGGCAACUUCGACCGCUCGCUACUACGCAAGGGCAUGGUGAUGGUAAGUCCUAAGAUGAAUCCCACCAUUUGCUGGCAGUUCGAGGCGGCCAUCGUGCUUCUGUUCCAUGCCAAGACAUUCCGCAGUGGCUUCCAGGUCACAGUCCAUGUCGGAAACAUCCGUCAGACUGCCACAGUAGAGUGUUUACUCGGCAAGGAGGAGCUGCGCACCGGCGAGAGGGCUGUUGUGUGCUUCCGCUUCCUGAAACACCCCGAGUAUCUGCGUAUCGGAGCAAAGCUGCUGUUCAGAGAGGGCGUGACUAAAGGCAUCGGUCAUGUGACCCACCUGGUGCCGUCUGGUCCGAACAGCGCACAUGACCAGAACCACAAACCACAGCAGAACCACAACUAGAGAGAGAGCGCGCGAGAGAGAGAGAGAGGCGUGUCGAUAUAAACGUUUAUAUAGCACCUGUUUAAACAGCGUCCACUCUAAUGUCAGCCAAUAGGAGACAGUCAGGGCGGAGUUUCCUGUCCAGGAGAUUCAAAACCUGUCCUUAGCUACAAACACACUUACAGCAAACCAAACAUUUGUGAUCGGCUCUUUGUGAGUUUCUUAUAUCGACACACCUCUAAUGCCGCUGUUGUGAAAUUCGUGUCAUACGUUUGAAAUGUAACCAUGACGAUCAGCUUACAAUGCAGCUUUAGGCUGUAGGCAUACUGUACAUUUACUCUUCGUUCCUGCCUUUGCUGUUGUGCAGCUAAACUAAAAUAUACAACGACGUCGGUUUAUACAGGAUUUAUUUAUAGAGACGUAACCAUAGCAACAAUCUUUUAGGCAUGGACUAGAAAGAUAGCUCAGUAAAAUUUAUGUUUUUUUUUAUUUACACGAAGGUUGAAGGAUCCCCGUCAUCGGUUAGAUCUCCAUGACAGCAGUUAUCUGGCCUGUAGAAUGAAAUAGGGUGUGCGGUUUGGGACACGUCCACGGUGGCCUAAUUCUUCAAUACGGUGUUUAUGGUGUUAACAUGCCCUAAAUAGUGAAUGGAGCAGGACACGUCCACUAUGGCCUAAUUAGUGUAUGCAGCUUAGGACAUGCCCACAGUGGUCUAAUUCUCCACUACGAUGUUUUUAUGCCCUAUAUAGUGAAUUAGGGCACAUAGAUUUGGGCAAUGUAGAAUGAUGAGUGUGAGGUCUUCAUAACAGUACAUACUCGGUCUAUAUACCGAUCAAUUGGUGUGUGUUGGGGACAUGACCUGUGUGGCCUGAUUCUCUGUUUAUUUGCCUUAUGUAGUGAGUUAGUGUGUGUGGUUUGGGACAUGACCACAAUAGAACGAUAAUAUUUAUCAGACAUUGGACAGUCAUGAUGA